This is a messenger RNA of Lethenteron reissneri (Far Eastern brook lamprey), 2016 nucleotides long. RefSeq lists its product as uncharacterized. Gene Ontology annotation, cellular component: cytoplasm. The record is from RefSeq and is a predicted model, not a curated record. Lineage: Eukaryota; Metazoa; Chordata; Hyperoartia; Petromyzontiformes; Petromyzontidae. Gene Ontology annotation, molecular function: NAD+ poly-ADP-ribosyltransferase activity.
CCCAACUGCGGAAUGGUGAACAGCGGGAGGGAGGAGGACUGCGUCUGGAAUCCGAGCAGAGUGCAGCUCAUUGGCGUGGCGGAAGCGCCUCCUGGAUUCUUCACGUCUUUUUCUGAUUCCAGCAGUGAACACCGAUAUAUGCAUUAUUGAUAACCAAGGCAGGACUGAAUCUGCCACGUGAGAGAGUCCGCCAAUGUAAACAUGGAUUAUCUUUCAGGAAUAAAAAAAGACGUGAAAAACAAAAUCUCGACACUAUUAAGAGGCGAAACCCCCAAGAACAACACCGUGUACACCAUGUACCACGGCACCAGCGUGGGUGGAGCCAGAUCCAUCCUCUCUGAGGGAUUUAGACAGUCCACUGAUGGCAUGCUGGGCCCUGGGGUGUACGUCAGCCGAGAUAUUGACAAGGCCAUGGCGUACCCACGAAACGUACCACACGACGACAGGGUGGUUCUGGAGCUCCAAGUUAACGUGGGAAGAGUGAAGAAGAUCGACAGACAGAACCAUCCCCUGCAAAAGGCCUGGCGUUUUGAAGGCUACGACACUGCAUGGGUGCCACCCAACUGUGGGAUGGUGCCCAGUGGGCUGGAGGAGGAAUGUGUUUGGGACCCACGCAGAGUGACGGUCAUUGCUGUGGUGCAAGCACCUCCAUAUUUUGAGCAUUCGCCUCCAGCUGGUGUGUCCAUGCCUUCAGGUGCCAGGAUGGCUCCUCGAUGUUUUGGGUAUGCACGUCCAGCUAUGUCGAUGGGCCAAUGGGACAGGAGCGCUCCACAUGUUGGGCAUACAUCUCCAGCUAUGUCGAUGGGUCAAUGUGUCAGGAGUGCUCCAUAUGUUGGUUAUGCAUCUCCAGCUAUGUCGAUGGGUCAAUGGGGCAGGAGCGUUCCACAUGUUGGGCAUACAUCUCCAGCUAUGUCGAUGGGUCAAUGGAGCAGUAGCGCUCCACAUGUUGGUUAUGCAUCUCCAGCUAUGUCGAUGGGUCAAUGGGGCAGGAGCGCUCCACAUGUUGGGCAUACAUCUCCAGCUAUGUCGAUGGGCCAAUGGAGCAGUAGCGCUCCAUAUGUUGGUUAUGCAUCUCCAGCUAUGUCGAUGGGUCAAUGGGGCAGGAGCGCUCCACAUGUUGGGCAUACAUCUCCAGCUAUGUCGAUGGGUCAAUGGAGCAGUAGCGCUUCAUAUGUUGGUUAUGCAUCUCCAGCUAUGUCGAUGGGCCAAUGGAGCAGUAGCGCUCCAUAUGUUGGGUAUGCAUCUCCAGCUAUGUCGAUGGGUCAAUGGGGCAGGAUCGCUCCAUAGGUUGAGCAUACAUCUCCAGCUAUGUCGAUGGGUCAAUGGGGCAGGUGGACUUCUCAAUAUUAUGGGUAAGCGCCUCCAACUGAAAUGUAAAUGCCUGGUGUCAGAUUGGUUCCUCCAUAGUUAGGGCCCACGCCUCCAGCUUGCAUGUCCAUGCCUCCAGGUUUCUGUAAUAAAACUAAUCAUGCAAAUAAAUUAACUUCUAGACAUCAAUUCCUAUUUCCUGCUCACGUGUAGGGCAUAUGAUAAUAGAUCCCACCUAUUUUAGACCUGUAUAUUAACAAAGCAAGCUGCGGAUCAUGAUCCUUGUAAAAAGGUUUCAGUUUUGUGGCCAGAAAAAAAGGGGGAAAACCCCUAUUAUUAUGUGCAAUGCAAGUAUAUGAUGCAAAACAACCGGUCCAUAAUAACUGCAUUGUGACCAUAUUGAUAUGUUUUAAGCCUUGCACUAAUUUUAGCAUUUUACGUAUAUUUCGUCGUUUUAUGCAGUAGAACUCUAGCCACCCUGUAAUCUUUAAUGCUAACGUUUCUGUAGCAAAGUUUUUGUAAUUUGUCAUGUGAUCAAUCUCGAGGUAAUCUGCCAAAGGUUAUUUGCGCUGCCGGAAAUUGUUUGAAAAAUUUUCGAUUCCUCAUGCGGUACAGGAGUUUAUUAUAAUUUUUUCUGUUAUGCUUUAAUCAUGUUGGUGACGCAGCUCAUUGUGACCUGAUUAAACAAAAUAAACUUGAUUGCUUCUA